Prosopis cineraria is the source of this 1657-nucleotide messenger RNA. Its product is annotated as glucan endo-1,3-beta-glucosidase 13-like. Gene Ontology annotation, cellular component: plasma membrane. The record is from RefSeq and is a predicted model, not a curated record. NCBI's taxonomy places the organism in Eukaryota, Viridiplantae, Streptophyta, Magnoliopsida, Fabales, Fabaceae. The coding region runs from base 94 to 1491 and encodes 465 amino acids. Gene Ontology annotation, biological process: carbohydrate metabolic process. The transcript has 3 exons. Gene Ontology annotation, molecular function: hydrolase activity, hydrolyzing O-glycosyl compounds.
UUCUCCAUAUAAAAUUAACAUCAUCAUCGUCAGAAGUAACUGCUCCCAGCAUCUCCUCCUGAAUUGCUCUGUUUUUUCUCUCUGAAACAGAGCAUGACAAUGGCGGCUUCACUCGUCUUCUCUCUCUUCCUCUUUCUUCUCUCCUUUUCUGCUUCUUCAGGAGCGGGUUCCAUCGGAAUUAACUACGGAAGGGUGGCCAACGACCUUCCUCCGCCGGCCAAGGUAGUGCAGCUGCUCAAAGCCAACGGUAUUACUAGGGUCAAGCUUUACGACGCCGACUCCGACGUCCUCACAGCUCUAGCCAACUCCGGCAUUCAAGUCGUCGUGGCUCUCCCCAACGAGCUCCUCUCCUCCGCCGCAGCUGACCAGUCUUUCACAGACCAAUGGGUCCAAGCCAACAUCUCCCGCUACCACCCCGCCACUCAGUUCGAAGCCAUUGCCGUCGGAAAUGAAGUCUUUGUCGACCCUAAUAACACAACCAGAUUUCUUGUCCCCGCCAUGAAAAACGUCCAAGCUUCCCUCGCGAAACACAACCUCGACAUCAAAAUCUCGUCACCGAUCGCCCUCUCGGCGCUUCAGUCUUCAUACCCGCCUUCAUCCGGAGCCUUCAAGUCGGAAUUGAUCGAACCCGUGAUCAAACCCAUGUUGGAUUUCCUCCGACAAUCCGGAUCAUACCUCAUGGUGAACGCGUACCCGUUUUUCGCCUACGAAGCAAACUCUAACACAGUCUCUUUGGACUACGCACUGUUCAAACAGAACCCGGGGGUCGUGGAUUCGGGUAACGGGUUGCGAUACAUGAGUCUCCUCGAAGCUCAAAUCGACGCCGUUUACGCGGCCAUGUCAGCUCUUCAAUACGACGAUGUAAAGAUAGUGGUGUCCGAGACUGGUUGGCCGUCUCAGGGGGAUUCCAAUGAGGUCGGAGCUGGCGUGGACAAUGCGGCGUCGUAUAAUGGAAACUUGGUACGGCGCGUUUUGACGGGCAGUGGGACCCCCUUGAGGCAGAAGGACCCACUCAACGUCUUCUUGUUCGCUUUGUUCAACGAAAACCAGAAAUCAGGUCCGACGUCGGAGAGGAACUACGGUCUGUUCUAUCCCAGCGAGCAGAAGGUGUAUAACAUUCCACUCACGGAGGCGGAUGCGUCAAAGGCUCCGUCUAAUGUGAGCAAGAGUCAGACUCCGGUGGCCAAAGCUCCGGCGGGGACUCCGUCUCAAGGCCAGACGUGGUGUGUGGCGAACAGCAGAUCUGCGGAGGCGAAGCUGCAGACGGCGCUUGAUUAUGCGUGCGGGGAAGGAGGGGCUGAUUGCCGUCCGAUUCAACCGGGUGCCACGUGUUACAAUCCGAACACGCUGGAAGCGCAUGCUUCGUACGCGUUUAACAGUUAUUACCAGAAGAAGUCACGUGGCACUGGCACGUGCGAUUUUGGCGGGACCGCCUACGUCGUCACGCAGCCUCCUAAGUUUGGCAACUGCGACUUCCCCACGGGAUACUGAAGGGAUCAAAACAGGUGAGAGAUUGGAGCGUGAUGGGAAAUUGAAUUCAGUUCAUAGUAUAUGUCAUUGAUAUUAUUGACACUCAUUUUAGACCGUGUCCCUAGUGAUACGGACAUUUUUUUAUCUUCAUAAAUGAUAUGGUAUGGUAUAGAUUUUAGCCUGGUUA